AUGUCUGUCGAUGGCAGUAACAAGGACGUCUCGUUUGCAGCAGGCAUAGCCGCAGUAGGAGUUGAGCUGCUCACUCACCCACUCGACACGCUCAUUACUCGAUUACAAUCACCCGCCUACGCCUCAACAUAUCAACGUGCAAAUGGCGGCAUCAACCCGGCUCUCUACCGAGGGUUAUAUCAAGGCUUCGGCCCAACGAUUAUCACCAGUAUCCCCGCAUCAGUCGCCUUCUUCACAAUCUACGAAACCAUGAAAUCAACGCUUCAGCCUAACGAGGACACUCAACCAUCAAAGUCUCGCGAGCUAGCCACGUACGCGCUUAGCAGCGCAGUAGCAGAUCUGGUAGCAUGCGCCAUCACUAAUCCCGCCGAGGUGCUGAAGCAGAAUGCUCAAGUCGUGCAUGUUCAAUCCGGGCAUAGUCGCUCGCCGCUGCUAUCGACCGUCAAGCACUUCUCCAGGCAUCCGACUAAGCUCUGGGCGGGGUACACCAUGCUAGCGGCUGGCCAUCUCCCCGGGACGAGUCUGACGUUCUCGACGUAUGAGUAUCUCAAGUCCUCGUGGUUUGAGGUACCGCAGGGUUCCAGUGAUGUUAGUGCUCAUUUCAAGGGAAGUUUCUACAGCGGUGCACUGGCCAGCGCGGUGGUGUCGCUGCUCUUCGUACCGGUUGAUGUGGUGAAGACGCGCAUGAGGCUUGCGGCGGGUACUCCCACCUAUGCUCGACUGCCCUUGAAGGCCGAUAUUCGGCCCAUACCUCCGUCAGUGAAGGUAGAGAGGGUAUCGUCUGCUAAUGCUGUGGCUGUAGCGAGGGGUGUAUUAGUGAAGGAGGGUAUACGAGGUCUUUUCAGAGGCGGGGCUUUGACUUGCCUCGCGGCUGGGCUGGGAGGUGGAUUGUUUCUUGGGUGUUAUGAUGCUCUUAAGGUAUGCUUUGGAGGUCAGGGAUAA
Aspergillus fischeri NRRL 181 is the source of this 942-nucleotide messenger RNA. RefSeq names its product putative mitochondrial carrier protein (Pet8). The record is from RefSeq and is a predicted model, not a curated record. NCBI's taxonomy places the organism in Eukaryota, Fungi, Ascomycota, Eurotiomycetes, Eurotiales, Aspergillaceae. Gene Ontology annotation, molecular function: S-adenosyl-L-methionine transmembrane transporter activity. Gene Ontology annotation, cellular component: mitochondrial inner membrane. The transcript has 2 exons. The coding region runs from base 1 to 942 and encodes 313 amino acids.